CAACCUUUUCAUAUGAUAAUACUAACAAAAUUAGAACCCAUUUCCACAUCUCAUAUUGCAUACUGUAUUUCUUAGAGAGAAAGUAGUUUAUACAGGUUGCAUCAUAGAGAGAGAAAGUAGAGAGAGAGAGAGAGAGAGAGUCCACAUUUUGGUGAGGUGGAGGCAUCCCUUGUGGGUAGAGAGUUCCUCAAUCUCUCUCACACACGAACACACACACACAAUUCUUCUUCUCUAAAUUCUCACACACUUUAUACAUUUGAGGUCUUCACAAUCAUCUUCUUAUUCUUUUCUUUCUAGCUCUACCAAAUAUGACAGACAGAGUCCACUCCUCAGCCAAGCCCAACGGCGCCGCCCCCGCCGCCCGCACCGCCACCAAUGGCGCCACCAACCCACCACCGUUCCCGGCCACUAAAUCCCAACUUUACAAUCCCACGCGCCCCCCUUACCGUCCCCAACCCAAUUACCGCCGCCGCAGCCAGCGCCGCCGCGUGAGCUGCGGCCGGUGCUUCUGCCUCUGUUUCUUCUGGUCUCUCAUCCUCCUCACCGCCCUCCUCCUCGUCGCCGCCAUAUCCGGCGCGGCUGUCUACGUCCUCUACCGCCCCCAGCGUCCCACAUUCACCGUCUCCGCCCUCCGAAUCGGCCGCUUCAACCUCUCAACCUCCUCCGACGACAUCACCCACCUCACCACCCUCCUCAACCUCACCCUCUCCACCAAAAACCCCAACAAGAAACUCACAUUCCUCUACGACCCAUUAACCAUCACCACCAUUUCGAACCAGGUCUUGAUCGGAAAUGGGUCUUUCCCAUCUUUCACCAGUGGCCCAAGUAACAUCACCUUCAUUCGAUCAUCUCUCUCCAGUGUCUCGCAAGUUCUGGAUGCAGAGUCUGUGAAGUCUCUGAGAUCGGAUCUGAAGAAGACGAGCAGUGGGUUGCCACUGAAAAUUGUGAUGGACACGAUGGUGGUGGUGAAGAUGGAAGGAUUGAAGAGCAAGAAAGUGGGGAUCAGAGUUUCGUGUGAAGGAAUUCAUGGGCAGCCUCCAAAAGGUAAAUCUCCGUCGGUUGCUUCAACCUCUAAUGCUAAAUGUAAGGUUGAUCUUCGGAUCCAGAUCUGGAAAUGGAGCUUUUGAUCUUAAAUAAGUACUCAAUAUAUAUAUUUUUUUUUGGGGGGGUUUGAUAGUGAAGUAUUUGAGAAAUUGAGGUUGUUAUUAUAAUUGAGAAGAAGAGGAGGGGUAGGAUUAUAAUUUUUCUUUUUUUACUUUUAUGUUUUGGUUCUAUAUAAUGAAGCUUGCAUCUUUCUGCUCAAUGAAUUGUAAUAUGAAAGAAUUAUUUGGGUUCAUAAUUGAGAUUUUCUCCAUCUA
Molecule: messenger RNA, 1358 nt
Organism: Cornus florida
Lineage: Eukaryota; Viridiplantae; Streptophyta; Magnoliopsida; Cornales; Cornaceae
Product: NDR1/HIN1-like protein 6
Exons: 1
Coding region: 309-1127 (272 amino acids)
Cellular component (GO): plasma membrane
Source: RefSeq, a predicted model, not a curated record